This is a messenger RNA of Lucilia sericata (common green bottle fly), 1890 nucleotides long. It is a transcript of the gene ras, whose product is annotated as inosine-5'-monophosphate dehydrogenase. Lineage: Eukaryota; Metazoa; Arthropoda; Insecta; Diptera; Calliphoridae. Gene Ontology annotation, cellular component: cytoplasm. The coding region runs from base 320 to 1888 and encodes 522 amino acids. The record is from RefSeq and is a predicted model, not a curated record. Gene Ontology annotation, molecular function: IMP dehydrogenase activity. The transcript is spliced from 5 exons. Gene Ontology annotation, biological process: GTP biosynthetic process.
CUCUGUGGGACACGUGGUUGCUUUGUGCGUUCAUUUUUCUUGCAAGUUUUCUUUUUAUCUACAUCUUCGCCUUUGCUCAUUUGGUGUCGAUUCAUUGAGAGCAACGCAUCUCUACGGAAGAGUCAACAUUCGCUGCUUUAAUUAAUAAUUGUAGAAAAUUUAUUAAAAGCAAAAAAUUUAAAAAAGCAAUUGCAUAAAAUACAAAAUUUAUUGUUAAAACAAUUUCAAAUUACGCCGUUAGUAAAUUUUGUUUAAAAAUUUAUUAGUGCCAAAGAAAAAAUUAAUUCCAUUUAUCCCAAAACACAUCAAAGCCAACAAUAUGUCUGCUAACAACGUAGUGCCCACCAAUGGUUUUGUAGCAACUCCCGCUGAAGAUAAUUUACAAGAUGGUUUAUCUUGCCAGGAGUUGUUUGCCAAUGCUGAGGGUUUGACCUACAAUGAUUUCCUUAUCCUGCCCGGUUAUAUAGAUUUUACUGCCGAAGAAGUAGAUCUAAGUUCUCCACUUACCAAAAAGAUAAAAUUGCGUGCCCCCCUGGUCUCUUCCCCCAUGGACACAGUUACAGAGUCGGAAAUGGCCAUAGCCAUGGCUUUGGGUGGUGGCAUUGGCAUUUUACACCACAACUGCACUCCCGAAUACCAGGCCAAUGAGGUUCAUAAGGUUAAGAAAUACAAACAUGGUUUCAUCCGUGAUCCCUCAGUUAUGUCGCCCGAUAAUACCGUGGGUGAUGUUUUGGAAGCCCGCCGCAAGAACGGUUUCACCGGUUAUCCCAUCACCUCGAACGGUAACUUGGGCGGCAAACUUUUGGGUAUUGUCACCUCACGCGAUAUUGAUUUUCGCGAAAACCAGCCUGAAAUCAAAUUGGGCACCAUAAUGACCACUGAUCUGAUCACUGCUCCCAAUGGCAUUAAUCUACCCAUGGCUAAUGACAUUUUGGAAAAGAGCAAAAAGGGCAAAUUGCCCAUCGUCAAUGAAAAUGGCGAAUUGGUGGCCCUUAUAGCACGCACAGAUUUGAAAAAGGCUCGUUCUUACCCCAACGCCUCGAAAGAUAGCAAUAAACAGUUGUUGGUGGGUGCCGCCAUUGGUACUCGUCCCGAGGACAAGGAUCGUCUUAAGCUUUUGGCUGCCGCCGGUGUUGAUGUUAUUGUUUUGGAUUCAUCACAGGGCAAUUCCAUUUAUCAGGUUGAGAUGAUUAAAUAUAUUAAGAAUACUUAUCCUGAAUUGCAAGUUAUCGGUGGAAAUGUUGUUACCCGUGCCCAAGCUAAGAAUCUGAUUGAUGCUGGCGUUGAUGCUUUGCGUGUCGGUAUGGGUUCCGGUUCCAUCUGUAUUACCCAAGAGGUAAUGGCCUGUGGUUGUCCCCAAGCCACCGCCGUCUAUCAAGUCUCCACAUAUGCCAAACAAUUCGGUGUACCCAUUAUUGCCGAUGGUGGCAUACAAUCAAUUGGUCAUAUUGUUAAAGCUUUGUGCUUAGGCGCCAGCGCUGUUAUGAUGGGUUCUUUAUUGGCUGGUACUUCAGAGGCUCCCGGUGAAUAUUUCUUCUCCGAUGGUGUACGCUUGAAGAAAUAUCGUGGUAUGGGUUCCUUGGAAGCUAUGGAGAGACGUGAUGCCAAAGGUGCCGCCAUGUCUCGCUACUAUCACAACGACAUGGAUAAAUUGAAGGUGGCUCAAGGUGUUAGUGGCAGUAUUGUUGACAAGGGUUCCGUUUUACGUUACUUGCCCUAUUUGGAAGUCGGUCUACAGCAUAGUUUGCAAGAUAUUGGCUCCAGAUCUAUUGAUGAAUUACGUGCUUCUAUUUAUACUGGUAAAUUGCGUUUCAUGAAACGUACUCAUUCCGCUCAAUUGGAAGGUAAUGUACAUGGUCUUUUCUCCUACGAGAAGAGACUAUUCUAACA